Molecule: messenger RNA, 6068 nt
Organism: Anolis sagrei ordinatus
Lineage: Eukaryota; Metazoa; Chordata; Lepidosauria; Squamata; Anolidae
Source: RefSeq, a predicted model, not a curated record
GGGCAUUUUUGUUUUAAAAAUAAUUUAAAGGCGGCCAUUUUUGUUGCUUCUUCUUCUGGUGGGGAAAAUAAUUAUUAUCCCUCAGAAUUUAAAUAUUAUAUUAAUUUUUUUUUUAGAGAAAGAAAGGACCAUAACCAAUUAGGGAUAUGUUGGAUUGCUUUUUUAAAGACUUAAUGAUAAUCAAUGGGAUUUUUAAUUCUUUUUGAAGCAGCCUGAGAAGAAAAGAGGAGGAAGAAGGGGGGGUCGCGCCCCCUCCCCUAUUUUUCCCUCAAUCAAUCCAUUUUUUUUUUGCUAUUUUCCUUCCUUUCUUUCUUGUUUUUUCUAUUUUUUCUCUCUCCCUCAGCGCCACCAUGGCUUCUCCUCUGAGGGAAGACGACGAGGAGGAGGAGGAGAUGGUGGUGUCUGAGGCGGAGGGCGACGAGGACGGCGACGAGGAGGAGGAAGAGGAGGAGGAAGAAGGAGAAGAAGCAGAAGAAGAAGAAGCCCAAGCUAGGAGGGAGGACAACAACAACAGCAGCAGUUGCCCGGGCGGCGCCGCCGACAUCUUCCCGCCCGCAGCACCAGCCUUGCCGCCACCACCGCCGCCUCCGCCAGACGAAGAGGAGGAGGAGUUGCGCAACAUAGAGAGCCCCCUCGUCAUCAAGAAGAAGAAACGAGGGCCCAAAAAGCAGAAAGAAAACAAACCAGGGAAGCCCAGGAAGCGCAAAAAAUUACUCAGUGAAGAUGAGUUUGAAUCAGACCGAGAGGAGUAUCGGGCCAAGUCGGAGAGUGGCGGCAGCGAUUAUGGAGGAGUGGGGAAGAAGAAGCGAAGGAAGCACCGGGAGAAGAAGGAGAAAAAGACCAAGCGGCGGAAAAAGUCGGAAGAAGACGGAGUGCAAAAGCCAAAGGUGGAGCAGAAGUCCUCUGCUCAGCUGCUCAUGACCUGGGGACUGGAGGAUGUCGAUCAUGUCUUCACAGAAGAGGACUAUCACACCCUGACAAACUACAAAGCUUUCAGCCAGUUUAUGAGGCCUCUUAUUGCCAAAAAGAACCCCAAGAUCCCGAUGUCCAAAAUGAUGACCAUCAUGGGAGCCAAAUGGCGGGAAUUCAGUGCCAACAACCCCUUCAAAGGGUCGACAGCAGCUGUGGCUGCUGCUGCCGCCGCUGCCGCUGCUGCAGUAGCUGAACAAGUGUCGGCUGCAGUGGCAGCGGUCACCGCUUCACCUGAGCCACUGCAACCUUCACCUCUGCUGCAAACGCCUUCGCAGCCUCUUCCGAUCCGCAAAGCCAAAACCAAAGAAGGCAAAGGUCCAGGCCACAAGAAGCGGAGCAAGAGCCCUCGCGUGCCAGAGGUGAAAAGGAAGAUGAAGGGCAAGAAGAUGGCGCCACUAAAGAUCAAGCUGGGCAUGAUUGGGGGCAAGCGCAAGAAGAGCAGCUCAAGCGAUGAGGUGGCAGAGCCAGAAGAAGAGUCGGACCCCGACAACUCCAGCGUCCACAGCUCCUCGGUGCGUUCAGACAGUUCAGGCAGGGUCAAGAAAGCCAAGCGGGGUAGGCCUGGGCGGAAGAAGAAAAAAGUUGCUGGCGAGGAAGAGGCGGACGGCUACGAGACCGACCACCAGGACUACUGCGAGGUGUGUCAGCAGGGCGGGGAGAUCAUCCUCUGCGACUCCUGUCCCAGAGCUUACCACCUGGUGUGCCUGGACCCGGAGCUAGACAAGGCCCCUGAGGGAAAGUGGAGCUGCCCCCACUGUGAAAAAGAAGGGGUGCAGUGGGAGCCCAAGGAGGAAGAGGAUGAAUAUGAAGGGGAGAUGGACGAUGCCGAGAAGGAGGAGGAGGACGACCACAUGGAGUACUGCCGGGUCUGUAAGGACGGUGGCGAACUCUUGUGCUGCGACGCUUGCAUCUCCUCCUACCACAUCCACUGUCUCAACCCACCGCUUCCCGAGAUCCCUAACGGGGAAUGGCUGUGUCCUCGCUGCACGUGUCCCAUGCUGAAGGGCCGCGUACAGAAAAUCCUCCACUGGCGAUGGGGGGAGCCUCCAAUGGCAGUUGCUCUGCCCCCGCCGCCUGAGGACAACCCAGAGGAGCCUCCUCCCAAGGCGAUGCAAGGGCGCUCGGAGCGCGAGUUCUUCGUCAAGUGGUGCGGACUGUCCUAUUGGCACUGCUCCUGGAUAAAGGAGUUGCAGCUCGAGAUCUUCCACCUGGUGAUGUACAGGAAUUACCAACGAAAGAAUGACAUGGAUGAGCCUCCGCCACUGGACUACGGCUCUGGCGACGAUGACGGCAAGAGCGAGAAGAGGAAGAUCAAGGACCCUCUGUAUGCCGAGAUGGAGGAGAAGUACUACCGCUACGGCAUCAAGCCUGACUGGAUGACCGUCCAUCGCAUCAUCAACCACAGCAUUGACAAAAAGGGCAACUAUCACUACUUGGUGAAAUGGCGUGACCUUUCCUAUGACCAGUCCACCUGGGAGGAGGAUGAGAUGCCAAUUCCCGACUAUGAGUACCACAAACAGGCCUACUGGUUCCAUAGGGAGCUGAUUAUGGGCGAAGACCCUGCCCAGCCCAGGAAGUACAAGAAGAAGAAAAAGGAACUAACAUCGGAGGACCCUCCUAACUCUCCCACAAAUGAUCCAACCGUGAAGUAUGACAGCCAGCCCCGCUUCAUCACGUCCACGGGGGGCACGCUACACAUGUAUCAGCUGGAAGGCCUCAACUGGCUGCGGUUCUCUUGGGCCCAGAGCACAGACACCAUCCUGGCUGACGAGAUGGGCCUCGGCAAGACCAUCCAGACCAUUGUCUUUCUGUACUCACUCUACCGGGAGGGCCACACCAAGGGGCCAUUCCUGGUCAGCGCUCCCCUCUCCACCAUCAUCAACUGGGAACGGGAGUUUCAGAUGUGGGCCCCCAAUUUCUACGUGGUGACCUACACGGGGGACAAGGACAGCCGCUCCAUCAUCCGGGAGCACGAGUUCUCCUUCGAGGACAACGCCAUGAAAGGCGGGAAGAAGGCCUUCAAGAUGAAGAGAGAAGCCCAGGUGAAGUUCCACGUCCUUCUGACCUCGUAUGAACUGGUCACCAUUGACCAGGCUGCCUUGGCCUCCAUCCGAUGGGCCUGCCUUGUGGUGGAUGAAGCUCACCGGCUCAAAAACAACCAGUCUAAGUUUUUCAGGGUGUUAAAUGGCUAUAAGAUCGACCACAAGCUGCUGCUCACGGGGACGCCCUUGCAAAACAACCUGGAGGAGCUCUUCCACCUGCUGAAUUUCCUGACUCCAGAGAGAUUCAACAACUUGGAAGGGUUCCUGGAAGAGUUUGCUGACAUCUCCAAGGAGGACCAGAUUAAGAAGCUCCACGACCUCUUGGGCCCCCACAUGUUGCGCCGCCUCAAGGCUGACGUCUUCAAGAACAUGCCAGCCAAGACAGAGCUCAUUGUCCGAGUGGAGCUGAGCCCCAUGCAGAAGUACGGGGCGGGAUUGCGGGAGGGAGUUUGCCUCCCAGCUUCAUUUGCUCAACAAGCCCCUCGUUCCUUUUCAGCUCCCGGAGCUCAGCAGUUCUGCUUCCUGCUGUCCACAAGGGCUGGUGGUUUGGGCAUCAACCUGGCCACUGCCGACACCGUCAUCAUCUUCGAUUCAGACUGGAACCCUCACAACGAUAUCCAGGCCUUCAGUCGAGCCCAUCGUAUCGGCCAGGCUAACAAGGUGAUGAUCUACCGCUUUGUGACGCGAGCCUCGGUGGAGGAACGGAUUACGCAGGUGGCCAAGCGCAAGAUGAUGCUGACGCACUUGGUGGUCCGCCCCGGACUGGGCUCCAAGUCAGGGAGCAUGUCCAAGCAGGAGCUGGAUGACAUCCUCAAGUUCGGAACCGAGGAACUUUUCAAAGACGAAAACGAGGGAGAAAACAAAGACGAAGACAGCAGCGUCAUCCACUAUGACAAUGAAGCUAUCGCCCGGCUCUUGGACCGUAACCAGGACGCCACAGACGAUGCCGAUGUUCAGAACAUGAACGAAUACCUCAGCUCCUUCAAAGUGGCACAGUAUGUGGUUCGGGAGGAGGACAAGAUUGAGGAGAUUGAGCGGGAGAUCAUCAAGCAGGAGGAGAACGUGGACCCCGACUACUGGGAGAAGCUCUUGCGGCAUCAUUACGAGCAGCAGCAGGAGGAUUUGGCUCGCAACCUGGGGAAAGGGAAGCGGGUGCGCAAACAAGUCAACUACAACGAUGCUGCCCAGGAGGACCAAGACAAUCAGUCUGAGUAUUCGGUGGGCUCUGAAGAGGAGGACGAAGACUUUGACGAGAGGCCGGAAGGUCGCAGACAGUCCAGGCGGCAGCUUCGAAAUGAGAAGGACAAGCCGCUCCCUCCUCUCCUGGCACGGGUCGGUGGGAACAUUGAGGUGCUGGGCUUCAACACCCGUCAACGCAAGGCCUUCCUGAAUGCGGUCAUGCGCUGGGGCAUGCCUCCCCAGGACGCCUUCACCUCCCAGUGGCUGGUCCGGGAUUUGCGGGGCAAAACCGAGAAAGAAUUUAAGGCGUAUGUCUCUCUGUUCAUGAGGCAUCUCUGUGAGCCUGGGGCAGACGGUUCGGAGACGUUUGCGGAUGGGGUGCCCAGGGAGGGGCUCUCGAGGCAGCAGGUCCUGACCCGGAUAGGCGUCAUGUCUCUGGUGAAGAAAAAGGUGCAAGAGUUUGAACAUAUCAAUGGGCGCUGGAGCAUGCCCGAACUGAUGCCGGACCCCAGCGCAGACUCCAAAAAGUCCUCCCGAGCUUCAUCCCCCACCAUCAAGACCUCCACCACGACCCCAGACCCCAGUUGCACCAAUACGCCUUGCACCUCCAAGCCAGCAACUCCGGCUCCGAGCGACAAAGGGGACGGAGGGGUCCUGGCAGAAAAGGAGGAUUCAGAGGCCAAAGACGAGAAGCCGGAGAAGGAUGCCAAGGGAGGAGAGAAGAUGGAGACGGAGCCUUCAGUCCCUGAACAGCCCGUUGGCCCCACGUUAUCAGGUGAAAAAAUGGAGCUGGAAUCGUCAAAAAAGCCUGAGGAGGAGGGAUCGACGACCCCGGGGGAGAAGGAGCCAGAGGCUGAGCCUCCCAUCAAGGAAGAGAAAGAGAAAAUGGAUGUUGAUUCAGAGAAACCUGUCGCAGAUGAGAAAUCCCCCGAGAACGACGAGAGUAAAGAGAAGGCGGAGGGGGAAACGCAAGAGGUGAAGAAAGAAGAGUUGAAAGGCGAGAGGGAGCCAGGAAAAGACCUCAAAGCUAACAGCAUCAAAGAUGAGAGCCGGAACAAUGGCAAGAAGGAGGAAAAGGCAGAGAAGCCCCGGUUCAUGUUCAACAUCGCUGAUGGCGGCUUUACGGAACUCCACACCUUGUGGCAGAAUGAGGAGCGAGCAGCCAUCUCCUCCAGUAGGCUCAAUGAGAUCUGGCACCGGCGACAUGAUUACUGGCUGCUGGCUGGCAUCGUCCUUCACGGUUACGCACGCUGGCAGGACAUCCAGAACGACAACCAGUUCGCCAUCAUCAACGAACCUUUUAAGACCGAAGCGAAUAAGGGCAACUUCUUGGAGAUGAAGAAUAAGUUUCUUGCCAGAAGGUUUAAGCUCCUGGAACAAGCCCUGGUGAUUGAGGAGCAGCUGCGCCGGGCGGCCUACCUGAACAUGACCCAGGACCCCAGCCACCCGGCCAUGGCCCUCAACACCCGCUUUGCCGAGGUGGAGUGUCUGGCCGAGAGCCACCAGCACUUGUCCAAGGAAUCUUUGGCCGGCAACAAGCCCGCCAACGCCGUCCUGCACAAGGUGCUGAACCAGUUGGAGGAGCUUCUCAGCGACAUGAAGGCGGACGUGACCCGCCUGCCCGCCACGCUCUCCCGCAUCCCUCCGAUUGCCGCUCGCCUCCAGAUGUCCGAACGCAGCAUCCUUAGCCGCUUGGCAAGCAAAGGGAAUGAGACUCAGACUGCCCCGGCCUUCCCACCCGGACCAUAUGCCACUCCUCCCACCUUUGGAAGCUCUUUUGGUGCCACUCCUGGUGGGGCACUGCCCACCAUGGGCGCCAACUACAGCCAAAUGCCCACCGGAUCCUUCAUCACAGGUUAGUUUAAAAGUUUAUUU